AUGUCGCUUCUUCCACCGACGCAGUUCAGGCGGUACAUGGAGUAUACAGCCAGCAGUCAAGAGAAGGGUUUUGAGUUUUGGCGUGACGUGAUUGCCGAUUCUCCUAUGACUGUUUUGACCGAUACGAGUAACGCGGCUUGUUAUCGGGAGGUGUCACCUUCGAAGACCUUGCACUUGUCAAAGAUCGUCGACGUUCCCAGCCAGGCCAUCCGCAGCAGCAUCGCUACGCAGGCGACGGUGUUCAACUCGGCUUGUGCUUUGGUGCUCUCGAAAGAGUCUGGGUCUAGCGAUGUUGUCUUCGGUCGCAUUGUCUCAGGUCGUCAGGGAUUACCGAUCAAUUGCCAGGACAUCAUCGGCCCUUGCACAAACGCCGUUCCCGUUCGCGCACACAUAGGCACAGACGAGAAUCAUCACCAGAUGCUUCGCGACAUGCAAGAUCAAUACCUACGAAGCUUGCCAUUUGAGACCCUCGGCGUCGAGGAGAUCAAGCGCAACUGCACAGACUGGCCUGACUCUACCACGAAUUUCGCAUGCUGUGUUACAUACCAUAACUUUGAGUAUCAUCCCGAGAGUGAAGUGGAUCAGCAACAUGUUGAGAUGGGGGUCUUGUCGAAGCAUGUUGAACUCAGGAAGGAUGAGCCGCUGUAUGACUUGGCAAUAGCGGGAGAGGUUGAGCCUGAUGGGAUGAGCUUGAAGGUUACGCUUAUUGCGAGAGCGCAUUUUUUUGAGGAGGAGAGGGUGCAAUUUUUCUUGGAGGAGGCUUGCAACACAUUUCAGACGUUGAACCUUUCUUUGUAA
This is a messenger RNA of Fusarium musae, 798 nucleotides long. RefSeq names its product putative NRPS-like protein biosynthetic cluster. Gene Ontology annotation, molecular function: catalytic activity; phosphopantetheine binding. The record is from RefSeq and is a predicted model, not a curated record. The transcript has a single exon. Gene Ontology annotation, cellular component: cytoplasm. The coding region runs from base 1 to 798 and encodes 265 amino acids. Gene Ontology annotation, biological process: secondary metabolite biosynthetic process; amino acid activation for nonribosomal peptide biosynthetic process. NCBI's taxonomy places the organism in Eukaryota, Fungi, Ascomycota, Sordariomycetes, Hypocreales, Nectriaceae.